Messenger RNA from Microthlaspi erraticum, 1140 nucleotides. NCBI's taxonomy places the organism in Eukaryota, Viridiplantae, Streptophyta, Magnoliopsida, Brassicales, Brassicaceae. The record is from the annotation of a GenBank genome assembly.
AUGGGAAGGGUUAAACUGAAGAUAAAGAAGUUAGAGAACCCAAAUGGACGCCAAACAACAUUUGCUAAAAGGAAAAAUGGGAUCUUGAAAAAGGCUAAUGAGCUAUCAAUUCUAUGUGACAUUGAUAUUGUUCUUCUUAUGUUCUCUCCUACUGGGAAACCUUCCUUAUGUCUCGGUAGAAGAAGCAGUAUUGAAGAGGUGAUUGCUAAGUUCUCUCAAAUUCCACCCAACGAAAGAACAAAAAAGAAAUUUGAAGGUCUUGAAGCCUUGAAGAAAACUUUCCAAAAGUUGGAUCACGAUGUAAAUAUACGCGAAUUUAUAGCCUCAAGUAAUUCAACAACAGAGGAUCUGAGUACUCAAGCAAGGCUUCUGCAAGCUCGGAUUUCUGAGAUACAUGGAAGAUUAAGUUAUUGGACAGAACCAGAAAAGAUAAACAACGUUGAUCACUUGGGACAGCUCGAGAUUUCGAUUAGGCAGUCUCUAGAUCAACUGCGUGCUCAUAAGGAACAAUUGGGGCAGCAGCAACAGGCAAUGCAAAUAGAAAACGCAAACUUUGUUAAAGAUUGGUCAACAUGCUCGAUGCAAGAUGGGAUUCAGAUUCCUUUGGAACAACAGCUACAAUCUAUGUCAUGGAUUCUUAAUAGCAACAACAGCAACACCAACAUUGUCCCCGAGGAACACAAUCUAAUCCCGCAGAGGGAAGUGGAGUGCUCUGCGAGCUCUUCAUUUGGGAGCUAUCCAGGCUACUUUGGAACUGGAAAAUCUCCUGAGAUUGCGAUUUCGGGUCAAGAAACAAGCUUUCUUGAUGAACUAACAGCCACCACCAACGGACAUUUGAAACCGCAGACAAAUUCGCAGCAGCAGUUCACGAAUAGUAACAAUAUCACAGCAUACAAUCCCAAUCUGCAGAAUGAUCUGAUUCAUCACCAAACGUUGCCUCCUCCUCCUCAGGUUUAUAACUUCCCAAUGAACCAGAGAGAGUAUCAUAUGAAUGGAUUCUUCGAACCACCACCACCUGGAUGUUCUGCUUUCAACAACAACCCAAACCAAACCAGGUUUGGUUCUAGCAGCAGCUCCUUGCCUUGCUCUGUCUCCAUGUUCGACGAAUACUUAUAUUCCCAGAUGCAGCAACCGAACUGA